Molecule: messenger RNA, 1725 nt
Organism: Myxozyma melibiosi
Lineage: Eukaryota; Fungi; Ascomycota; Lipomycetes; Lipomycetales; Lipomycetaceae
Exons: 4
Coding region: 1-1725 (574 amino acids)
Source: RefSeq, a predicted model, not a curated record
AUGAUUGCACAGAUGCAGGCCGCUGAUGCGAAUCUGAUCCCAUCUGAUCCCACCUGUGUUGACAAUGAGAAUGACGCUGUGGAACUUCCCACCAGGCAGUCUGAGCUCGAUUACAGAUACUUCCCUGAGAGCCUGCCUGAAGAUGAGACUUCCGAUACUCCUAAUGCUGUAUUGUCUUCUUUUGUGAAAACAAGAAAUUUGACUCCUGUCUUCAUCGAUCCUACUCUGGGCGAUGAUGACUAUCCUGUUGGAGUCAGCAGUGAGGAGGCUGAUCGUGCAGAGGAUGUCUCUGGCCUAGUUGAAGAAGAAAGUGGGUCUACAGAGCCUUCAAGUGUUAUUACGCGUGAGAUAACGUUGGCAGAAUCGGUCGAGAUCGAGAAGCGCAAAUUUCAAGGUUUGAGGAUGCACAUGGAUGCUCUGAGGAAUAAAAAUCUAACCCCAGCAGAGCAAGCCGACGGGGCCUCUAAUUAUAUCGACCAGACUUCUGCAAGUACUAGUCACGAGGAUUAUCGAGGACCUUCUUCAAGUAUCGACAGCUCAAUAAUCAUGAAUCCAGACAUUUUCAGUGUUUCUGAUUUGCGAGCAAUGGCGGAUGCUGAUGAGACGGAUCCUGUUCCAAUUCGGCCUUCGGCUGAGUUGUAUGAGCGACUUCUAUUCCUGGACGAUGAUGAGGACGUGCAAGACAACGACCUACAGUUCAUGCAAGGUUUCGAAGAGCACUAUCCCACAUUGCGGGAAGAUUAUGAUGAUGGAGAGGACUACUUUGAUAGUAGCGAGAGCGAGUUUGAAGCGUUUCCUCCUCCACGCGUGCCUCGGUCAAGUGAGGAACAAGACCGCGAUAUGGAUCCCGCAGCUUCUCAAGACUCUGUGCCUGAAUUCAAGCCGUCUCUCUUGGCUGAUCGCGAAAAUGACCCCAAGAAUGAUCUUUCGGCGCAUCUCUCGCACUCGCGCUCUGCAAGUGGCCGUCGAAAGUUCUCUAACAACUUGACCAAUCAAGGGGAGAUGCAUGCAGUGCACCAACCUUCUGACAACGGCGACAAGCGUAUGAUUCGCCAAGAUACCUCAGAGGCUGAAUCUAUCUUGCUGUCGCCAGCUGAUUCAGAUGACACUCAAGAGACAGAAUCAGUUCCGCUAAUAGUGAGAAAGCGGAUUUUGAGUGCGGCAGAAUCUACUGAGUCGCAAGUUUCCAGAGAUAUCGAAAACAGGUUUCCCGACGCGCCGCCGCCUUCGCUAAGUGGUGACACCCUGAUUGCUAAUAGAUCAUUGCUGUACAGCAGAGAGAACAGACAGAGGUCAAUUGAGUCAAGAGGCAGAGAGCUCUAUGAGCUGAGACAUCGAUCGCCAAAAAGACCAAAGACCUCAGAGAGUGUCAACAACCCAAAAAGAGCUGUCGCGCAGAAUUCUAGUAUAACGAUAGAUAUUCGACGCGUUUCUGCUACGUGGAAAGAGCAACUCGCAGAAGCGAACAUUGUCCGGAUCCUGGACGCCAUUACGGCGAUUGUCGAUGCCAGAUCUGUAACGACAGCCAGGUCAUUUUUCAGAGACAAUGUCGAUGUGCUUUCCUGUCUGUCUUGCUCGAUAUUGCUUAUUAAUGAUCUGAUUGACGAAGCUAGCAAAAUUCAUGGAAUGGUAGUUGGGACAGAUAAGGAGCUUUGUGAGUUGGCCACUGCGCCUAUUGAUCGCGCUGUGUCAGCAGCGGCAGACGUGAUGAAACUGGUUGACUAA